UGGAUGGCAGCGCCGCGGUACACUUGAGGGGCCACUCCAUGACAGCUGCCGCCCCGGUGCCUGGCGCAGCGCACGCCGGGCCGCAGCAGCCCCACCACGAGCCGGCGCGAGCGCUGGCCGAGGCCGCAGGGCCCGAGGAGGACCCGGAGGUGCGCUUCGCGGCGGCGCUGCAGCAGCUGUCCAGGGCCCACGACGCCGACCUCGCCGCCGCGCGGGCGGAGAACUGCCAGCUGCGCGGCGAGCUCUCCCGCCUCCGGGGCCGCGUCGGCAUGCUGAUGCUGGCGCUGCAGCGCAGCAGCCCCCGGGACGGCGCCGCCGAGGCCCCGCCCCCCGCCCCGGGCGCGCCCAGGCCCACCGCGGCCGCGCGCCCCGCCGCGGCGGCCUACGUCUCCCUGCAGCUGGCCUCGCCCCCGCGGGCGGAGCCGCCGCCCGCCGCCCCGGGCGCGCCCGCGGCGAGGGCGCCCGGCUCGCCCUUGCGGAGGCGCCCGCCCGGCGCGCAGGUGCCCGAGGUGCCGCGGCCGGAGCCCGCGGGCGGCCCGCAGAGCUCCCGCGGCGCCGCCGCGGGCGCCGCCGCGCCGCCCGCGGCCGGCGGCUGCGCCGGCGGCGGCGCCCUCGCUGCCGGAGAGGCCGAGGAGGCGGUGCCCGCCUCGGCGCGCUCGGCGCGCACCCCGCGCAGCGACUCCGUCCGCGGCGAGGGCGAGGAGAAGGGCGGCAGGGCCACAGCCGCCACCGUGUGCGAGCGCUGGGCCACGCUGGUGCGCCGGCCCCUGGACAUGGCCGCGAAGGAGCUGCUGUUCCUCCACCCCGACUGGGUGCAGCCGCCGGAGUUCCUCCGCAAGGUGGAGCGCGCAUGGAACCACGUGCCGGGGGCUACCGACAUCCUGAGCAAUCCAGAGUUCAAUCCGCGGGCGGCGCGCGGGGGCAGUUUCACGGGCCACGGCCGCGCGGGGAUCGGGAUCUUGCGGCGUAGCCUGGCGGCCGAGCGCAGCAUUGCGCCAAGCUCGUUGGCCUGGUUGCCCGGGCAGUCGAGGCGCAAUGGCUUUUCGAGCGUGACUGACGAUGGCGCCAACAUCGUAGCAAGGUUCUUGAGCAGGCUGGUAAUGGACCCGCAGUCGCCGAAGCGGAUCAGCACUGGGAUCAUGGGCUUGAGCCUCAUGAUAUACGACAUCAUCAUGAUGCCAGUCGAAUUCGCCUACAACCUGGAGCAGGGCAGCUUCCUGGUGGCCAUGAGCUGGUUAUCCCAGAUCUUCUGGUCGUUCGACAUUUGCGUGUCGUUCAUCACGGGCUACUAUCAGAACAGCGAGCUGGAGAUGCGGCUUGGGCACGUCAUUGCCAUGUACGUGAAGACCUGGUUCGCCAUCGACGUCGUCGUCACUGCGCCGUUGUGGGUGCUGCUAUGCAUCGAUGAGAACAGCUGCGCGAACUGCGGGGCGGCGAGGGCCUCGAAGGGCAUGAAGACGAUAAGGUUUUUGCGGGUGCUGCGGCUGCUGCGCCUGGUGAAGUUCACGCACUUGCUGAGCGAGUCCCUGAACCUGAUCAACUCUCUGGUUGUGUUGUGCUCGCUGGGCAUCGUGAAGUACAUGGUUGGCCUCGUGAUGAUCAACCACAUAAUAUCGUGCAUGUGGUACGCGAUCGGCAAGCACGCCGCCGCCGCUGAGGGCGAGGUCGGAUGGGUGCAUAGCUUGGAGUUGGACCACCCUGUCACUUCCUGGAGCGAGAGCAAGAAGAUCGCGUACUUGUACUUCACGUCUCUGCACUGGGAUAGUGAGCGAAUAUGCGCAGAGGUGCCGGAGAAGACGCCGGCACCAGACGAAGAGAUCUUCUCCUCUCACGACCACCGGCCCCGCAUGUACAUUGUGGAGAGCGGUUUUCUGGAGUAUUCUGUCAGCAGCGGCGGCGCGAAGGUGAAGGGCCUCUUCUCCCCGCGCGCGUCCGACGUGCUCCGCAAGAUUCCCAGCUCCUCGGGUGGGCAAUUACCCUGCGAGGACGGCGAGACGCUCAGCACGGGAGGCUGGCUCGCCGAGCAGGCGCUCUGGACGAAUUGGUCGCGCGUGGGCAGGCUCGUCGGCAAGAGCGACUCCUGCCUGCUGGUCGUGGAGUGCAGGACCUUCACGGGGAUAGUGAAGUCCAACUCUGCUGCGCAUUGUUCCGCGGUCUACUACGCCAGGCGGUUCGCCGGAGAGCUGAACCGCUUUGGCAAGACGUGCACCGAUCACCUCCCAGCGAGUUUCUUCGACGGGCUGAUGUCCGCCUCGGCCGAGGAGGAAGAGCUGGGCUGCCGCCAUGCUCGUAUCCUGGUCGCGGAAGGCCCCCGCUGA
This is a messenger RNA of Prorocentrum cordatum, 2318 nucleotides long. The record is from the annotation of a GenBank genome assembly. Lineage: Eukaryota; Dinophyceae; Prorocentrales; Prorocentraceae.